AUGCGCGCGGAUCAGCUGACCAGAGCAAACGGCUUUCGCCAAGUUGUGCAGACCCUCACCGGCCCAGGACAUCGCGGACCGACCGGCUUGUCCCUCCACACCAAUACAGCCAUUGAAGCCAAGCUCAGGUGGCUCAAGACGAGCAAAGCGAGCGCGUCGAGUCGUGGCUCGGAUGACCCUGAUGCACUGGACGUAGACCUGUCGGAUGCUUUUCCUUCCUCUGCAGAGUCACUCUCGCGCUCCACGCCAAAAUUCAUCGUUAUCUUCACGCAUGAGCACAUGACAGAGAUGCUCGAGCGACGCGGCUUCACGGCCUUGCUAGCCGGCAAGGGAUUUCGUCAGACGAGCGUCAUUCUCGAUACGAGCGACGCGUUCUUGCAUCGCAUGUCAAUCACAGACGAAUCGCUCUUCGCGUCCGAGCAUAGUCUGCGACCGUCUGAGCGGUUCUUGAUUGACUACUAUGCUCGCAGACAUCGACGAUGGCGGGCGGAAUCGAUCACAUCGGUCCAGCUCGCGCGACGCUUGCUUGACUCUGGAAGCUGGGCGGAAUUGCAUGAGCGCACAGGCGAGGUCAGAUCGCCUUACAUGUCACUCCAGACGGCCGAGCGUGUGAAGUCAGUCGUAUCCAACUUACUCAACGCGUGCACACCGUCCUCGAAGUCAGGUCAUGGCUUAGAUGUGAUCGAGAUCGCAUGGCUACAAGCUCAGUCGCCAUUGGCCAAGUCAGCCUCAUUCAGCAAGCUACCGGGCCAAAGGUUCCCAGGCCUAGGUCUGGGACAUGAGCUGGGCAGCUUGUUCGAGCAAGUCGCAGUGGCAGGCCGGACGACAGACGGUCUGAUCUGCCUGCCCUUUGCAUUCCACAAUGCGCUCUACUACGCUCGCGCGGGCUACCAUUUUCUCUCCCCAGCCUUUGAAGCCUACUUCCGCAUGGCUGCCACUUUCUCAACGAAGCAUCUGCUGGAGCCUCACGGGCUUGUCUUCGCCGCUUGGGCAUGGACGAACGGGCAUGUCAAGCGAAUCGUGGAGGAUGCCGAUGGUGUGGAGGAGUCACGUGGCACGGAAGUCUGGUCACCAGAGGAGCAAGUCCUCCCGAGUGGUAUGGCUCUGCACUCCCUUUUCGACAGUCCUGCCUAUGCCGGACUGCUGCAAGAGUGCAUCAGCCUCUACGAUCCAGCGACGGGGUCCAUUGAGCUCGAGGGAAAGAAACAUCGCCUCGAGCUCGACCUCGAAGGUGCCGUUGAGAUCUGGCAAUACUCCAAAGAUCCUCACCUGCGGUCUAGAGCAUCCAGACUGUCCGACUGA
Messenger RNA from Mixia osmundae IAM 14324, 1302 nucleotides. RefSeq lists its product as uncharacterized. The record is from RefSeq and is a predicted model, not a curated record. NCBI's taxonomy places the organism in Eukaryota, Fungi, Basidiomycota, Mixiomycetes, Mixiales, Mixiaceae. Bases 1 to 1302 code for a protein of 433 amino acids. The transcript has a single exon.